Messenger RNA from Megachile rotundata (alfalfa leafcutting bee), 3461 nucleotides. RefSeq lists its product as uncharacterized. The record is from RefSeq and is a predicted model, not a curated record. Lineage: Eukaryota; Metazoa; Arthropoda; Insecta; Hymenoptera; Megachilidae. Gene Ontology annotation, molecular function: G protein-coupled receptor activity. Gene Ontology annotation, biological process: G protein-coupled receptor signaling pathway. Gene Ontology annotation, cellular component: membrane.
UCUUUUAGAUGUAUUUAAGUAAAGAAUUUUUAUAUUAAUUUUAUGUUUAUGUGUCAGUUUAUAAUUGCAUGCUAAAUAUUUUCACAAUAUUUAUAAAUAUUAUAUAAAAAAAAUUAGAUUUAUAGUUAUGAAUAAGUUUAAACUUUUUAAACAUAGUUGAUCUUUCCCAGUAAGGAAAUUAAUGAUAGCUGUAUUCUUUCAGUAUAAUUAAAUAAAAUAUGGAGAAUACUAUAAUUUCUUUAAAACUGUAACUAUAAAUUACUCAUUUAAGUUGACAUAAAUUAAAAAAAAUAAACAUAUUAAAGGAACUUUCACUAAGGUUCAUGCAAAUUUCUACUUAAGUGUACACAGAAUGCAGGUCUGCUUCUAAUCAUAUACAAGCCUUAUAAGCUGUUAUCUGCAUUAAGAUGAUAUUUGCUGAGAAUAAUUCUAUGUUAUGAUAAUUGACAACAGGUGCUUUAGCUGUACUUAAUGAGAAGACAUUGUUAUUAGUCACUGUAGUGAAAAGGUGUUUGACAGAGAAAGAGUUAUUAAAUUCAAACAAAAUAUAUUUUUUAUGAUAUAUUUGUUUGCAACAUAUAUUAUUUUAUAAAUUUUUUAAAUACAGCUAUAUUAUGUGCAUAAAAAUAAUUUUAUUAAAUUAUGUGAACAUACAAUUACUUAUAUUGAUCUUAAGUGUUCUGUUACAAACAAUUGAAUCUACUCAAAUUUCAUUAGAAGAUGAAUUCAGUUCCUAUAUAGAAAAAAAUUUAACAUGUCCAUUGUCAGUAAAAACUUUGGAUUUUAUAUACAAUUUUACUCAACCAGAUUUAGAAAUUAUAUGGCCUUGUGAAAUUCGUUUUCACUGGUUGACAUUACAGCCAUUUGUUAAAUUCGUACGUUUUUUGCUUGGCUACAUAACACCUUUUAUUAUAAUUCUUGGUGUAUUAUUAAAUACAGUUUCUUUUGUAAUGCUAAGUACUCCUAUACUGUGCGAAUCAAAUUUAUCUCUUUAUUUAAAAGCACUUGCAUUGUCUGAUAAUGGAGCAUUAGUUUUUAAUUAUGCUGUAGGUAUUGCAAAGUCAGACUUUACAUUUGUCAAUAAUCUUUUCAUGAAUAGUAGGUUUCUGUGUAGUUUAAAUUCUGUUACCAUGGAGUUUUUUCAAUUCACAUCUACAUGGUUAGUUGUGGCCCUUACUUGGAGACGAGUCCUUGCUGUUAUGUUUCCUUUUGGAAUACAUAGUUGUUGUACUAAUUGUUCUGAAAUAGUAACUAUUACAAUUCUAGUAUGUGUCAGUUUUAUAAUAUCAUUAACAAAGUUAUAUUCAGGAGGAUAUGAAACAGAUAGUGUCUUUGAAUUUAUUCCAUGUCAAAAAAAAAUAAAACCAUGGGGUAGUGCAAUGUAUUUCUAUAUUGCUUUAUCAACAUGGUUGCCAUUACUUUUUAUAUUUAUUGGAAAUGUUUUACUCAUCUUACAUAUGAAAAAAUCUGAGAAAAUUCAUUGUCAGUUAACUCAAAAUUUCAGCCAUAAAACAAAUAGAACGCAUCAUACUUCCAGAACGCUAUUUGUUGUGUCAACUGUUUAUUUAGUUUUACUGUUACCUCUUGGCAUAGUUGAAACAUUGGAACUUUAUUGGGACAUCAUCUUAAUUAAAUCUCCCGCUACCGAAACAAAAGCAAAAGCAGAAUAUAUACAUUGGCUAAAGGAGAAAAUGUUCUUAAAGUGGUGUCGUGGCUUAUGUUUUCAUAUAUAUCACUGGAAUUUUGCCCUUAAUUUCUUUUUAUAUUACUUGACAGGAGAAAAAUUUAGAAAAGUCGUGAUACAAACAUUAGGUCGAUACAAAGACAUAAUAUUUUCAGUAUGUACUAAACACAUUAACAGAUGCAUACUUUGCCCCAAAUAUUCUACACAUUUAAAAUCAGUACAAUCAUCAAAUGUAUUAUUAAUAAGAACUAUUACUCUUAGUGAUCAAUCAAUUUCAGGUAGUAUUUCUGCACAAAAUAAUAUGAUUACAAAUAUUUAAUUUAGAUCUUUUUUUUUAAACUAUUAGCAUUAAAGAUAACAAAAUAUUUUUGUUUAUGUAUACACGUUUUUAUUCUAUACAAUAUUAUUGGUAUUAGUUUGUCUUCAUAAUGUGAAGAAAAAUACGAAAUUUGUUAUACAAUUAUGACAUUUUUAAUGUUAUUGAUGUUGCAUAUUAUAUUAAAUAAUUAAUUUAACGUAUAUUACAAAAUUGACUAUUAGCAUGGAUAUGGUAUCUUAAUCCGACAGUGCACUUCCAUAAGACAUUCUGGAAACACAGAUACAUUAAUUAAAAGAGCAUUAUAAGCUUGAAGCAUUCCAAAGUAUUUUGAGUUCCAAGCAUUUCAAAAUUGAAGUUCUUCAAGUUUAAAAGAUUUUAAAUUUGAAACAUACAUAAAUAUCUAUAUUUAAAUAUGAAGUAUACAUAAAUGAAUUUCUUUUGUACACUGCCGUAUUAAAAGAUACAGCAAUAUCUUGAAAGUUUACAAUGAUUUUGUCUGUAUUUGUAAGUUGAACUUCAUCAUCCAAACCAUAUCUUAAAAAUCACUUCAUGAAAUGAGCCUCAGUAUUAUUUACCUAAAAUUAACUAACAUUUGAUUAUUCUAUUUUUCACGAGCACGUAACAAAGAAGAAACGUACAUUCGGAAUUUUCUGGAACGACUAUCUGCCUCAAAAGAUAUGAAUUUUGAACAAUAAUCAACUCUCAAGGCACUGCUGAUCAUUUUAUUUAUUUAUAAAUCAAGUAUCUAAUUCCAAUACAAACUGUGGAAUUAAUGAACUGAUCUUUAUUAAUACUGCAAUUUAAAUUUUUUCACAUUUUCACUAAUUUUAUAAUAAUUUAGUACAUAGUGCGCAACUGAAGAUCACUUAUUUAUAUACACGCAUACAUACAAUUUUAUAAAUACACAUCUUUAAGAUACAUUUUCGGUAAUUCACAAGAUAUGCGAAAAUUAAAUUUGUAAACAUGUAAUUAAGUAUUUACAUUAAAAUACAUGAAAAUUUAAAUAUCAAGAAUAUUUAAAUUAUAUAUUUCCAAAAAUGCAUAUCCAUGUACCACAUACUAGUUAUACUAUUGUUUUUCUAUUGGUAACUUGAUUAGGAUAGAUUUUAGAUGUAAGAAACAUAAAUUUAUUAUGUUUAAUAUAUGAAUAAUAACCAUAAAUGACAUUAAACAUGAAAUAUACAAAUUUGUUAGUUAUGAUAUUCUUGCAAUUCCCAAGUAGUUCUGAUCAUUCAAUAAUUUCUGCUUAUUAUUAUACAUUUAAAAUUAUAAUAUUAGAAUGCACUUAAACAACUGAAUCAUUACAUAUUUAACUGUAAUUUUAUAUUAAUUGUUAUAAGUAUGAAACGUUUUAUAUACACGUGAAAAAAUAUUGCUAGUUUCAUAUGUUACUUAUAUAUAGCAAAGUACAAAAUGUAUUGAUUGUUUAUUAAACAAAUAUAUCAAUUCAUUAUGUUU